UGGAAGGGCAGGAGGAGCCGGUGGCAUUGAUUGCAGUAACCUGAUCCCGCGGGGGAGGUGGCGGCGGCGGCAGCGCUGCGGGCCGGGGGAGGGAACUGCCGGCAGCCGAGGGCUGGGCCCGGGAAGAGCUGGGGCUGGAGCCCGGGCAGGCGGCUGCUGCCUCCUCUCCCGGCCCAUCUAUUUUUAAUGAGCUCCCCAGGCUUCUGCAGCGGGCUGGACGCAAAGAGGCAGGCCCAGGCGGUGAGGCCGGAGGCCCUAGCCCUGCCGCGAGCCCGGGCCCCCGACCCUUCUGGCAUGAGAGGGUGGGCCUGGGGCCCCGCAGCCCCCCGGCCGGGCAGGGCUCUCCAUGCAGCUGGUGCUGAAGAUGGAUUCCAGCCCAGACAAUGACAGCUGGUUGGAGGACCAGUGGGAGCGCUGGCUCACCCAUGACAUCAGUCUGGAGGAAUUUGAGGAUGAAGACCUCUCGGAGAUCACCGAUGAGUGUGGCAUCAGCCUGCAGUGCAAAGACACCCUGUCCUUACGGCCCCCGCGCGCCGGGCUGCUGUCUGCGGGUGGCGGCGGCGGCGGCGCGGGGAGCCGGCUGCAGGCCGAGAUGCUGCAGAUGGACCUGAUCGACGCGGCGGGGGACACUCCCGGCGCCGAGGACGACGAGGACGACGACGACUUGGGGCGCGCUGCGCGGCGGCCGGGAGUGGGGCCGCCGGAGGCCGAGUCGGGCCAGGAGCCGGCACCCCGCGGCCAGGGCCAGGGCCCGGGCCCGGGCCUGGGCAGCGGGGACACGUACCGGCCCAAGAGGCCCACCACGCUCAACCUCUUCCCGCAGGUGCCGCGGUCUCAGGACACGCUGAAUAAUAAUUCUCUAGGCAAGAAGCACAGUUGGCAGGAUCGGGUGUCUCGAUCAUCCUCUCCCCUGAAGACAGGGGAGCAGACACCUCCACAUGAACACAUCUGCCUGAGCGAUGAGCUGCCACCCCAGAGCAGCCCGGCCCCCACCAAGGAUCGAGGCACCUCCACUGACAGCCCCUGCCGCCGCAGUGCCGCCACCCAGAUGGCCCCUCCAGGUGGGCCCCCUGCUGCCCCACAAGGUGGCCGGGGCCACUCGCAUCGAGACCGCAUCCACUACCAGGCGGACGUGCGGCUAGAGGCCACCGAGGAGAUCUACCUGACCCCGGUGCAGAGGCCCCCAGACCCUACAGAGCCCACCUCCGCCUUCCUCCCACCAGCUGAGAGCCGGAUGUCAGUCAGCUCCGAUCCAGACCCCGCUGCCUACUCCUCAGCUGCUGGGCGGCCGCACCCCUCCAUAAGCGAAGAGGAUGAGGGCUUUGACUGCCUGUCCUCCCCAGAGCAGGCCGAGCCGCCGGGUGGAGGGGGAUGGCGGGGGAGCCUGGGGGAGCCACCGCCGCCACCUCGGGCCUCGCUGAGCUCAGACACCAGCGCUCUGUCCUACGACUCAGUCAAGUACACGCUGGUGGUGGAUGAGCACGCCCAGCUGGAGCUGGUGAGCCUGCGGCCCUGCUUCGGAGACUACAGUGACGAGAGCGACUCGGCCACCGUCUAUGACAACUGCGCCUCCGCCUCCUCGCCCUACGAGUCGGCCAUUGGUGAGGAAUAUGAGGAGGCCCCCCGGCCCCAGCCCCCCACCUGCCUCUCCGAGGACUCCACGCCUGAUGAGCCCGACGUCCACUUCUCCAAGAAGUUCCUGAAUGUCUUCAUGAGUGGCCGUUCUCGCUCCUCCAGUGCCGAGUCCUUCGGGCUGUUCUCCUGCGUCAUCAACGGGGAGGAGCAGGAGCAGACCCAUCGGGCCAUAUUCAGGUUUGUGCCUCGACAUGAGGACGAGCUUGAGCUGGAGGUGGAUGACCCUCUGCUGGUGGAGCUGCAGGCUGAGGACUACUGGUACGAGGCCUACAACAUGCGCACAGGGACCCGCGGUGUCUUCCCCGCCUACUAUGCCAUCGAGGUCACCAAGGAGCCUGAGCACAUGGCAGCCCUGGCCAAAAACAGCGACUGGGUGGACCAGUUCCGGGUGAAGUUCCUGGGCUCAGUCCAGGUCCCCUACCACAAAGGCAACGACGUCCUCUGUGCUGCUAUGCAAAAGAUCGCCACCACCCGCCGGCUCACCGUGCACUUUAACCCGCCCUCCAGCUGCGUCCUAGAGAUCAGCGUGCGGGGGGUGAAGAUAGGUGUCAAGGCCGAUGACUCCCAGGAGGCCCAGGUGACGCCCCCCAGCCCGGCCCUCCCUCCCAGGAGCCCCCAGCUCUCCCACCAGGAGAAUAAAUGUAGCCACUUUUUCCAGUUAAAAAACAUCUCUUUCUGUGGAUACCAUCCAAAGAACAACAAGUACUUUGGGUUCAUCACCAAGCACCCCGCUGACCACCGGUUCGCCUGCCACGUCUUUGUGUCCGAAGAAUCCACCAAAGCCCUGGCGGAGUCCGUGGGGAGAGCAUUUCAGCAGUUCUACAAGCAGUUUGUGGAGUACACCUGCCCCACAGAAGACAUCUACCUGGAGUAGCAGUGCCGCCGCCUUCUCCACCCCAGGCCUCAGGCCUGUGCCGGGACAGCUGGCCGCUGACAGGAGGUGGUGCUGCUUGAGUCGGGGCACCUGCUGCCCCCACCAGAGGAUGGGGAAGUGGGGACGGCUGGCCGGGGUGGGGGGAGGGCAGGGAUUAUGGGGAGAGGCAAAUGCAGUUUAUUGUAAUAUAUGGGAUUAGAUUCAUCUAUGGAGGACAGAGCGGGCCACCCGGGGAUGGGCAGGGUGGGGCUGGGGCGGCCAGGAAGGCGGCCAUCCCAGGAGCAGAGCGCACUGCCCUAUCCAGGGCCUCACUUUCCCUGCCUGGGCUCCCUGGCUCUUGGCUCCUGCCUCGACCACACCCACGCCACCAGCGAGUGCCCACCCCGCUCCCAACCCCCACCCCCACUGAAGAGCCCCGGGCUGAGGCAGAGCCCCGCCACCUUCUGAGGACUUUCCAGUAAGGAAAUGGCAACUGGUGGAGGUGAGGACCCUGUUCUCAGCUCUGUCACUUGUGUGGCCUCAGGAUGUCCCCCCACCUCCAACCUUGCUGGCAUGUUGGCCCCCGGCCGGUGUAGGACCUCAGCGGGGAAGGGGACGAGCUGCAGCAGGGCCCCUGCCCUGGCAGGGAAAGGAGGCCCCUUGACUGCCCAGGCCGGCAGGGCUCGAGGCUGCUGCAGCUGCAGCCCCAUCUUGGUCCUGUCACCCCGGCCACAACUAUUAAAGUGCCAUUUCCCAUCUGGAUCACA
Molecule: messenger RNA, 3255 nt
Organism: Choloepus didactylus (southern two-toed sloth)
Lineage: Eukaryota; Metazoa; Chordata; Mammalia; Pilosa; Megalonychidae
Gene: MAPK8IP1
Product: mitogen-activated protein kinase 8 interacting protein 1
Exons: 12
Coding region: 347-2509 (720 amino acids)
Biological process (GO): regulation of JNK cascade
Cellular component (GO): cytoplasm
Molecular function (GO): protein binding
Source: RefSeq, a predicted model, not a curated record